GAAAGCUGAUUUCGUUUUGAUUUGGGAUCUGUCGUUGUGUUCGCCAGUGGGAUUCCUUGGUAGCAGGGGUUAAGAAGCAGGAUGUGGAACACUCCAGGGUCCACGGUCCAGGGCAAGUUUCGACUCUAAUAGGCUAAAUCCUAUCGCAACUAAUCCUUUUUAGUUAAUAUUAGCGCAACUAUCCGUGUUUGUUCGAAAAUAAAAUGUUUGGUUAAUGGAAUAACGAGGAAGAUCUGCCCGUUUCAAUGUCCAAACAAAGCAUAAAGCUAUUGUGAUUGGCAAGAAAUAUCUUUUAGGAUAUCGUAAAACUUUCGUUCCUUGUGAUUUAUGAGCUUAGUUUGUAGCAAUGAGCUCCUAAGGUUCUUAGGUGUUAAUGGCUAUGCGCUGGGGACUAGAAGUUUAUAUAUCAUAUUAUCAUCAAUGUGGGAAAGGGAAAACGAAGGAACAUCAUGUUCUGUUUGGUUCUUACAUUGCGAUAAUUUUUUUUAAUCUUGAUUUCAUAUUCUGCUUUACUUUAUCUUGACAAGGUUGGGGCCUUUGAUCACAAGUAUUACAUGCAUGGUUUACUAUCAUUGCUCCUAUCAGGUGGAUCGAAUGAUCAGUGCUUCAACUAUGAAUCUUCAUCUAGUAAGGGAGGGUAUUUCAGCAAUAGAAUUCGAUAAAAAGGGAAUAUACCUUGCAUCGGUGACAUUCUCAGGAUGUUUGACCGUGCAUGACUUUGAGACUUUAUACUGCUCCAUAUAUGGCCGAUCAUGCAGUACGCCAAAUGACUCUUCAAAUUAUGUGCUCCAUAUAUCUAACCGAAUGCCUCUGAAUGCUGUCCGAUGGAAUCCAGAAAACCAAGAUGAGAUUGCUUGCACAUCAAGUCAAAGUGAUAAAGUUUUCCUCUUUGAUAUUGGCUAUGUCUCAUCUGCACCGACUGAAAUUUUGCAGAAAGGCAAAUCCAAAUUUCCCACUCUCUACUCUGAAUCCCGCAAAAGUUUGACUGAUAUAGCUUUUACUUCAGAUGAUAAGUCACGGAUAUUUGCGUCUGGCCUUGAUGGGGCAGUGUACAUGUGGGACAGGCGGUCAAGUAAGACACAUUGUCUUGAGCUUGUGGCACCUCCAGAGUCUCAGUUCAACACUGUCAAGCUAAGUGUAGAUAAUCGGACUGUGUUCGGUGCAACUAAAAAUGGCACAAUUCAUGUCUGGGAUAUCAGGGGAGGGAGGGCGUCGGCUGCUUUUCAGAGCCACAAUGAGGUUCAACAAUUAUCAUCAGUGAAGGUAUCAACAUUGUUGGGCAAAAUUGCAUCACUAAAGGAACAAUCGAACAUUGUUUCAAGUCCAAUUCUGUCGAUAGACUUCAACCCUAGUUGCCCAUAUCAAUUGGCCUUCCAUCUUGAUGAUGGCUGGUCUGGAGUCCUCAAUGUUAACAACCUCAGUGUGACUCACCUGCACUGCCCUCCUCCUGCUUGGUUGGAGAGCACGGAUUUGGUGUUGCAAAAACAGCUAAGAAAACCAACCUGGCUGCCGACAUCUUCAAUUUAUGCAGUUGGAUCUUCCUCAUAUGAUGGAAUUUAUGUACUGGAUUUUCAUCCAGACACGAGCUCCGCAUGCCAUGUGGACUACAAAGAGGAAACGAGAGGCCUCGAGGAAAAUCAACCUGUGGAAAACAAGCUUGUCCCUUUAUCCCAAAGGGUGCUUUCUUGUGCAGCUCAUCCACUCAGUCACACCAUAAUCGCCGGUACACAGUACUCAUCGUUGCUCAUGCUAUCACAAAAACACGAGAGUACCACAAAUCUGGAGUCGUGAACGUCUGCUGUUUCCUCCAAUUCACGCAACAUCCCCAAUCGCACAUUUGUAGAAUUUGCAACGGUGUUUGCUCAUUACCAUCCUGUGCUAAAGAAUUGUGUGUGGCAUGGAGACCAUGCUUGGAUCUUGUUGGCCGGUCACUAGAUGGCAGAUAUCUGCAGGCCAUCAGAACCCACAAAAUUCAACAUGCUGCCAGUAACCUGUUUCCUAUCUGAUGAAUACGCAGCCAUUCUCACAAAUGCCCUAGGAUGCAGUGAUGCUGUAGACCCUCAUGGCAAGCUCGAUGCUUCCAGCCUUCUAAGGGACGGAAGGUGCCCUUGCUUGUAAUUAUUUGUUCAUUAUUUCGACGACAUGAGUUAUGUUAUGUCAUACAGAUAUGCCAUGUAACCCUGGUAUCACUGCAACUUGUGUUCAAUUCUGUACAUGAUCUCCGCUUUUCUCUGAA
Molecule: messenger RNA, 2236 nt
Organism: Setaria italica (foxtail millet)
Lineage: Eukaryota; Viridiplantae; Streptophyta; Magnoliopsida; Poales; Poaceae
Exons: 16
Coding region: 559-1791 (410 amino acids)
Molecular function (GO): protein binding
Source: RefSeq, a predicted model, not a curated record